GGAAAUUGGAUUGAACAAUUGAAGAAAGUUGUCGUUUCUUUUACAGCACCUUCACCUUCACGCAGAAAACCGCAUCUUCUAAAAGAAGGGCAAAUGUUGCUGGAUAAGUUCAGAGUUGAAGGCCUAUUAGCGGAUGGGGGUUUCGCUCAAAUUUAUGCGGCUGUUCACGAGGAAUCCCAGACGCGAUGGGCCGUGAAAAUUGAAUCGGAGAAGUGCGACCGUAAACGCAUGAAACUGGAGAUUAUGGUACUAAUGCUGCUCCGAGGAAAGGCAAAUAUACCGGAAAUCAUGGCAAUGGGUACAUGUCCUACGGGUCAUUUCAUCAUUUUGGAGUUGGUGGGGAGAAAUCUUAGCGACCUUCGUCGCCAGUUACCGCAACGAAAGCUUUCACCUGGUUCGCUCUACAGAGCUAUGCUACAGGUAACUCACGCGCUCUCCCUCGUUCACGCUAUCGGCUUCCUCCAUCGUGAUCUGAAGCCGUCAAACUGUUGCGUGGGCGUUGAUGACCUAACAAGGAUCUAUCUGCUCGAUUACGGUCUCACUCGGCAAUACGUCAACGCUAUGGGUCAGAUUCGAAAGCCUCGUGAGAGUAUCGGAAUGCGUGGAACGCUACGUUACGUUAGCCUUCAAGCCCAUGACAGACGUGAUCUCGGACCAAGUCAUGACCUCGUGGCUCUCCUGUACUCCAUAAUCGAACUCGGAGACGGAUCCCUACCGUGGAGUAAAAUGAGAGAGGAGACGGCCAUCAGAGCCAGUAAACAGGAAACAACCAUCGACAAGCUGUGUGAGAAACAACCAAAAAUGCUCAAAAUGGCAGAGUAUAUCCUUUCGAUGAAAUACGAAACCAUGCCAGACUAUGACAAGCUAACAAAAAUGCUGGAAAGCUGUAUUCCGCCUGAAGUAAAAGCCAACGAUCCAUACGACUGGCAGACAACACCAAUCACGCCUGGAAAGUGUGAAUCCCGCAUUCGGAUGGUCCGUUAA
This is a messenger RNA of Haemonchus placei, 984 nucleotides long. The record is from the annotation of a GenBank genome assembly. Lineage: Eukaryota; Metazoa; Nematoda; Chromadorea; Rhabditida; Trichostrongylidae.